Molecule: messenger RNA, 1173 nt
Organism: Cucurbita maxima (winter squash)
Lineage: Eukaryota; Viridiplantae; Streptophyta; Magnoliopsida; Cucurbitales; Cucurbitaceae
Product: membrane protein of ER body 1-like
Exons: 5
Coding region: 1-1173 (390 amino acids)
Source: RefSeq, a predicted model, not a curated record
AUGGCACUGGCAGGAGGAGGAGGAGGCUGCCACCAACCUCCCCAUACCCACAGGAAUAUCGGCUGUGUUGCUAACCUCAAAAAUGGAAUCAUUGUUGAUGCAGAUCCUAAACAUGGACCAUUGGGGGAAGAUCCUAAACAUGAACCGGUAGGGGAAGAUCGUACAGAUGAACAGUUGGGUGAAGAUCCUAAAUAUGAACCGUUGGGGGAAGAUCCUAAACAUGAACCGGUAGGGGAAGAUCGUACAGAUGAACAGUUGGGUGAAGAUCCUAAAUAUGAACCGUUGGGGGAAGAUCCUACAGAUGAACAGUUAGAUGAAGAUCCGAAAGAUGAACAAAUAGGCGAAGAUAAUACUGAGGAACAAUCAAAUGAAGUCAUUUACACUCAUAAUGGUGAACAGGAAGUCCUUUGUCAACAAAUUUUAGUUGCUUCAACUCCACACGAACUCAUUGUUACUGAACCAGAAAUUGAAGAACAACAAAGUGCAACUUCAAUUAGAACCGAAAUUGUGAAAAGUGUGCUGUAUGGCGGUUUAACUGAACUGAUAGCAAGCUUAGGCAUUGUCACAUCUUCAGCAAGCACAGGUGCUACCACUGACAAACAAUCAAAUAAAGAAGUCAUUGAUACUCACAGGAAAAACGGUAGCUCUUUCACUAUCAAACUUGAUUAUUGGACUAUAUCAAAACACUGGAAAAGCGGCCAGGAAAGUGGACCUGAUGAACAAAGAGAGGAAGAAGUGGAUAGAUAUGAACAAGUGUUCGGAGAUAGAAAAAACUAUCGCCUCCAUUUGACAGUGGCUAUCCUAUCAUUCCUGAUAUUUGGGUUGGUGCCCCCUCUCCUUUAUGGCUUCACGUUCCGUAAGCCAGAGGACAAAUUUCUCAAGAUUCCAACAGUCACAAUAGUCUCUGUUCUAUGUAUUGGAUUGCUUGGUGUGGGUAAAGCUUACAUUGAGAAGCCAGAAAAUUGCCUUGUCUAUGUUCAUAUCAUUGGGGGAUGCAUUGCUGAUGCAAUUGGGACGUCGGCAGUGACAACUUUAGGAGGUGAGCUGAUUCAAAACUAUGUUGAUCGAGCUGGCUGGUUUGAUUUUGAGCCGAACAAAGUUCCAACCUUCUCCUACCAGGCAUGGAUUUUGGGUAUCAGACAUGGAGAUCCGUUUGAACUUUUUGUUCCUUAA